Messenger RNA from Chara braunii, 2288 nucleotides. NCBI's taxonomy places the organism in Eukaryota, Viridiplantae, Streptophyta, Charophyceae, Charales, Characeae. The record is from the annotation of a GenBank genome assembly.
GCAAAGAACUGGACGGCUUUGACAAUUAGGGUAUCGUUCUCAUGGUCAUGCAUGUUGCUUGGUUGGUCUGUGCAGUAGACAUGUGCGCACGGAGCAUCGGAAGAAGUGAGGGAGAGUUGUUGAAGUUGUUGGACAACAUUGUACACUGUCGCCUGACCCCUUCUAUGGUUGUGGCUCGCCUACCGACGGAGAACAUGGUUGUUAGGGUGAGGGACAUAGAGACCUUGUUGGACAGAGGCGGUGAGCUGAACGACGAGGUCAUCAACUUCUACUUAGCAGUGCUCGUUCGGGACUGUCGUACAUCUUCUUUGAAAGUGUACAACUUUGUUUCUUUCCUCUUCACGAAAUUGCUACUUCAGGGUUGUAAAGGUGUCAGAAGAUGGACGAAAGAUGUCAAUCUUUUCGAACACAAGGUGCUACUCGUCCCCAUUCACAAGGAUAGUGAACACUGGCCUUUUUUGUCAGUGAACUUUGAAAAGGGUGUCGUACAGUUCGUCGAUUCUUAUUAUAAUGCAGUAUGCGACGCAACGUUCGCUGCGACUGCAUAUAGAGCGGUCGCGCAGUACCUGAACGAAGAGGCAAUGGACAGAGGGUUGCCCCAAGGCUAUGAUAACAUGAGAUUUCAAGUUCUCGCCAAAGGAGUGCCAAAGCAGGCUGACKGAUCCAGCUGUGGGGUUUUCAUGUUAAUGUUUGCUUCCUAUUWGGCGUGGGGACAAGAUCCGCCUUUUCAUUUCUCGAACAUUCACAUACCCGCUAUUAGAUGCAAGCUGGCGUCCAUCAUUUGUUCUGCAGUACCGCAGGGUGACUUCAUUCACCCACGCGUGGUGAAGGAAGCCCGCUUACCCACGACAGGGUCUCCGACUCCCAUCUCCGUUACCUUAGGGGAUGACAAGACCCAGCGCUGCUUCGAUCAGACGGUCACCGACCUCCCCUUCUUCCUCACUCUCGAGCCGACUGAUCGUUCCCCGGCGUCUCGUCGUCACCGCUCCUCUGCACAUUUYGAUGUGAUGGAGACGGGGUACGACUUCAUUCUCGGCACUCCGUGGUCUCGUCCGUUCCGCAGCACCGAGGCCGAUUGGGCGACCAACACGAUCGUUCUCAAAACGAAGUGUGGACAGACGUAUCGCGUACCUUUCAUAGGUACCACGACGAUACCACGCCCCGAUCCUCCUUCCCCGGAGCCUUCAGUUCCCACACCACCCCCCUCUAUCAAUGUCACCACGCCUCGGCAGUUCGCUCACUUCAUUCGACAGGACGACGUCACCUUCUUUAUGCUGGACAUGACGGAUCUCUUACACUAUGAUCCACCCUGUCCCGACGCCGAGCUCAUCCCUCUGGAGCUAGAUCCUCCCUCUAUCUCCAUGGCUCCCAUCUCUACUUCCGUCCCUCCGCCGUCCGUCGAGUCCACCCCGCCGUCGGGCGCUGACGUUGACGCUAAGGAGCUCGCACGAUAUACGGCUGACCUGGAGUCCGGAGUUCGUGACCUCAUCCGAGAGUACCACGACGUUUUCCCAUCGUCGUUCUCGUACGCCGGCAUCCCACCGAUGAGUGAUGUCAAGCACUCCAUUCAGCUUGUGCCUGACUAUCGUGUUCACCACCAGGCACCCUACAGACUCUCGAUUCCCGAGGCCACCAAACUCAAGCGUCAGCUUGAGGAUCUCCUGAGACUGGGUUUCAUUAAACCCAGCAACUCCCUGUGGGGUGCACCCGUCCUCUUUGCUCGCAAAGCGGAUGGAACUCUCUGUCUCUGCAUCGACUAUCGCGGUCUCAACCGCUACACGGUUAAGAACAGCUACCCCAUGCCUCGUUUCGAUGAGUUGUUCGACUGCCUAGCAGGCAACAGCUUCUUUACGAAGAUUGAUCUUCGUAGCGGUUACCAUCAGAUCCGCGUCGCUGCAGCCGACCAGCCGAAGACAGCGUUCCGAUCGCGCCUCAUCCACUACGAGCUUACGGUGAUGCCAUUCGGCCUCACCAAUGCACCCGCCACCUUCCAGAGGGCGAUGAACGACAUCUUCAGGGACAUCCUGGAGCAGUACGUUCUCGUCUACCUCGACGAUAUCCUGGUCUACAGUCGUACCCUUGAGGAGCACCUCAGACACCUCCGCGACGUCCUUGACCGCUUACGCAGACAUGGCUUCUACGCCAAGCUGAGCAAGUGCCGCUUUGCCCAACACACAGUGGAUUUCUUAGGACACUACGUGUCUGACUAGGGUCUCCACAUGGACGACACGAAGAUCACUGCUAUUGCGGAGUGGCCCGCCCCCACAUCCGCCAAGGAGCUUCACAGC